Salmo salar (Atlantic salmon) is the source of this 2253-nucleotide messenger RNA. NCBI's taxonomy places the organism in Eukaryota, Metazoa, Chordata, Actinopteri, Salmoniformes, Salmonidae. The record is from RefSeq and is a predicted model, not a curated record.
AUGGCGAUCUUUACCGCUGCAGGUGCUGUAAGGAGUACAGUGUAUGGACCAGACCAACGCUGUCCCACCACCCCACGCCUGGUGUAUCUUGAUACACAGGUCCUGGUGCAGCCCAACCUUCAGAUCCAGCCUCAGCCCAACAUCCACCCUCAGCCCAACCUCCUGCCUCAGCCCAACCUCCUGCGUCAGCCCAAUCUCCUGCCUCAGCCCAACAUCCACCCUCAGCCCAACCUCCUGCCUCAGCCCAACCUCCACCCUCAGCCCAACCUCCUGCCUCAGCCCAACCUCCAUCCUCAGCCCAACCUCCACCCCCCCAAACUCCUGCCUCAGCCCAACCUCCAUCCUCAGCCCAACCUCCACCCCCCAAACUCCUGCCUCAGCCCAAACUCCUGCCUCAGCCCAACCUCCUGCCUCAGCCCAACCUCCAGCUACAGCGUCAGCCCAACCUCCACCCUCAGCCCAACCUCCACCCUCAGCCCAACCUCCACACUCAGCCCAACCACCUGCCUCAGCCCAACCUCCUGCCUCAGCCCAACCUCCACCCUCAGCCCAACCUCCACCCUCAGCCCAACCUCCUGCCUCAGCCCAACCUCCAGCUCCACCCAACCUCCAGCUCCAGGCUCAGCCCAACCUCCUGCCUCAGCCCAACCUCCUGCCUCAGCCCACCUCCUGCCUCAGCCCAACCUCCACCCUCAGCCCAACCUCCACCCUCAGCCCAACCUCCUGCCUCAGCCCAACCUCCAUCCUCAGCCCACCUCCAGCCUCAGCCCAACCUUCAGCUCCAGCCAAUCAGCCCAACCUCCACCCUCAGCCCAACCUCCUGCCUCAGCCCAACCUCCUGCCUCAGCCCAACCUCCACCCUCAGCCCAACCUCCUGUCUCAGCCCAACCUCCAUUCUCAGCCCACCCCCCUCAGCCUCAGCCCAACCUCCUCAGCCCAACCUCCAUCCUCAGCCCAACCUCCAUCCUCAGCCACCUCCAGCCUCAGCCCAACCUUCAGCUCCAGUCUCAGCCCAACCUCCACCCUCAGCCCAACCUUCUGCCUCAGCCCAACCUCCAUCCUCAGCCCAACCUCCAGCCUCAGCCCAACCUCCAGCCUCAGCCCAACCUCCAGCCUCAGCCCAAUCUCCAUCUCCAGCUUCAGCCCAACCUCCAGCUCCAGCCUCACCCAACCUCCUGCCCCAACCUCCUGCGUCAGCCCAACCUCCUGCCUCAGCCCAACCUCCACCCUCAGCCCAACCUCCUGCCUCAGCCCAACCUCCACCCUCAGCCCAACCUCCACCCUCAGCCCAACCUCCUGCCUCAGCCCAACCUCCACCCCCCCAAACUCCUGCCUCAGCCCAACCUCCAUCCUCAGCCCAACCUCCUGCCUCAGCCCAAACUCCUGCCUCAGCCCAACCUCCUGCCUCAGCCCAACCUCCAGCUACAGCGUCAGCCCAACCUCCACCCUCAGCCCAACCUCCACCCUCAGCCCAACCUCCACACUCAGCCCAACCACCUGCCUCAGCCCAACCUCCUGCAUCAGCCCAACCUCCAUCCUCAGCCCAACCUCCACCCUCAGCCCAACCUCCUUCCUCAGCCCAACCUCCAGCUCCAGCCCCAGCCCAACCUCCUGCCUCAGCCCAACCUCCAGCUCCAGGCUCAGCCCAACCUCCUGCCUCAGCCCAACCUCCUGCCUCAGCCCAACCUCCAUCCUCAGCCCAACCUCCACCCUCAGCCCAACCUCCACCCUCAGCCCAACCUCCAUCCUCAGCCCACCUCCAGCCUCAGCCCAACCUUCAGCUCCAGCCUCAGCCCAACCUCCACCCUCAGCCCAACCUCCUGCCUCAGCCCAACCUCCUGCCUCAGCCCAACCUCCUGCCUCAGCCCAACCUCCACCCUCAGCCCAAGCUCCUGUCUCAGCCCAACCUCCAUUCUCAGCCCAACCUCCACCCUCAGCCCAACCUCCACCCUCAGCCCAACCUCCUGCCUCAGCCCAACCUCCAUCCUCAGCCCAACCUCCAUCCUCAGCCACCUCCAGCCUCAGCCCAACCUUCAGCUCCAGUCUCAGCCCAACCUCCACCCUCAGCCCAACCUUCUGCCUCAGCCCAACCUCCUGCCUCAGCCCAACCUCCAUCCUCAGCCCAACCUCCACCCUCAGCCCAACCUCCAGCCUCAGCCCAACCUCCAGCCUCAAAGUUAUGAAGCAAUGAAGACCACUGGAACGCACCCGACCAGCGACGCGCCCGUGGGCUUGCAAAGCAAGCGUACGUAG